UGUGGAAGGGCGGGAGGGCACAGAAUUGGAUGGAGUAUCCCCUCUCUACCGUGCAGAACAUCCAGCGGUCCGAAGUUAUACGGGACCAUGCAUGGUAGAAAGGGGAUAGUCAGGAGGAAAAGGUAAGGCAGGGUGAAUCCAGUCUCUGGAGUGGUGCGCCGUCCUCGACCGCACCUUCAAAAGGCCGGUUUAGGGCCAUAGGGCGGUUUGGGCUGACCUUGAUUAGCGGAGGGAUGUUGCCUUCUCCUACCGCUCUGGUUCCUUCUCCUAGAAUUGUCCUGGCAGUUCUGCUGCUGGAACCUUUGAGGAGGUUGUGGGCGGAAGUGUCUCCGCUGUGUGGCGGGGAUACGCAAGCCCGAGGAUCUGAGGUUGGCUCGGAAAUCUUUUAGGCUGUGGAGCUGUUUGUCCGUAUUCUCUGAAAACAGAGUCUCACCCUCAAACGGGAGGUUCUGAAUUGUUUGUUGGACUUCUUAGAGAAGACUUGCAACCAGGCCCCCUGCCGCAUAGCCACCCCUGUUGCCGUGACUCUUGUGGCAGCAUCUAAGGCUGCCUGCAGUGAAGCAUGAGAGACUAAUUUCCCUUCUUCCAACAAGGCGGUGAACUCUGAUCGAGAGUCGGAAGGGAUGAGCUCCGUGAACUUAGCCAUGGAAGCACAAGUGUUAUAAGAGUACCUGCUCACAAUGGCCCGCUGGUUAGCAAUAUGGAGUUGUAAAUCACCAGUGGAGUAGAUUUUUUUCUACCCACGAGGUCCAGGCGUUUAGCAUCCCUAUUCUUUGGGGACGGACCUUGGGAACCUUGACUCUCUCACUGGUUAGCCACAUUGACGACCAGUGAGUCCGGAGGCGGAUGGGUGUAGAGAUGCUCAAAGUCUCUAGAGGGGAUGAAAUACCGGCGCUCAUUGCAUUUGGCAGUGGGUGGCCGGGAUGCCGGCAUCUGCCGUAGAGCCUUGGUGGUGUCCACCACUGUCUUUAUGAGGGGUAACGCUACCUAUGAAGGCCCUGAGGGGUGCUAGGAUGUCUUCCAUGGGAUCUGUGUCCUCAACCACCUCCUCAGCCUUGAUGCCCAAACCUUGGGCAGCCUUGCGGAGCAACUACUGUAGAACUCUGUUGUCCUCUAACGCAGGAGCUAUGAACGUCCUUACCAACGCUUCGUCCGGUGACGAGGAGGAGGAAGCGUGUACCAUUGGUGGAAGGUUCCUGCCAUGCAGUUCUUAAAUCCCGGGGACCGCAGCAUGCCACGGUGCUGGGGCUGGAGUGAGGGGGGACCCCAACUACUAUACUAUACUAAACUUUAACUGGAGUACUAACAACAACUAACUAACUAUAUACACGGAAUAAUGAAGAAACUUGCUGAGCAAGAGCCAAGGGAAGUUCCAACCACUGUCACUGGUGGUAAGAAGGAACUGAAGGGGUGGCGGGUCGGCAGAGCUAUAUAUUAGGUGCCAUAAGGGUGCGCCUCCAGGGGGUGCCAAGGCCGACCCGACAGCUGCUGCUAAGGGAAAAAUCUUUUGGCCAUCAUGCAUGUGAACACGCACACACCUGAUUGGAAUCGAACAAGCACUCAAAGAAAAACUUCUGUUUUGCCUAAAACUUGAUUUCUAAUAACGUGCCUCACUAAAGAUGGCAGAUUCAGCAAAAAAAAAAUGGUUUAAGAAAUGCCUGUCUUGUAACAACAAAUUUCCUAUCUCAGACUCGUACUUGUUUUCUGAUGCUUGGGUGAAGGGGACUUUACCCAGUCCCUGCCACAUCUGCCUUACAUUUACAAGCUGCCCAUUCAAGAAUGGAGUUUCAAAUCUUAUCCAUGCUGAUGGAGGCUUGGGGAGAAAAUACCCAAACACUAAAAGAGCUUUUUAAUCUAGUGGAUAAAGGCAUAAGAAUAACCAGUGGCUGGAAGCUGAAGCCAAACAAAUUAAAAGUAGAAUUAGGCACUGAAUUUGAGUCAUGAAGGUGGUUAACCACUGGAACAAAUUGCCAAGGGAAGUGGUGGAUUUGCCAUCUCUUGAAGUCUUCAGAUCAAGAGUGGAUGUAUUUCUGAAAGAUAUACUUUAGCCAAACAGUAAGUGAUUGGGCUCAGUACAGGGAUAACUGGGUGAAAUUUAAUGUGCAGAAGCCCAGAUAAGAUGAUCUAAUGGUGCCUUAUGACUUUAAACUCUCUAAAUCUGUGAAUCUGUGAAGAUCCAACCUUAGAAUGUCUAAGUCUGGGGCUAAGAAGGUAUGGACAUUCUGGAAGGUGGAAGAUGGGGCACAUCAGACUGAUCCACAUAUUCUUCAUCAGUGGUAAGAGACUGACAAGAAAGAGGAGACAGGACCACAAUUGCCUCUGAAGUCUGGAGACAGUGUAUCUGUAAUACCUGGCAGAAAGAAGUUCCCAUUCCAAGGAGACUCUGGUGUUGAAAGGGAAAUUCAUGUUCGUAGUGACAAAAAUUAAGUUACUGGCUCCUGUGCUAGCUGAGAAAUCAGAGGUGAGAAAAUAAUCCUCUUUCCUAUUGCUGAGACUACCACCUCGGCCCUUCAGUUCUUGGUGCCAAUCCAAUCUGGUGUUCAGAGUUUGGUUCUGAUUAACUUGAAGGGGUGGGAAUUGGUGUACUCAUCCCCAUCUCAGAGAUCUUUCUUGAUGCACCUGAGCAGAAGCCCCUCACCAAUUAAUCCUGCAUCUACACUGGGACAUAUGAUUCUCCUGAAAAUGAACACUGGGAACCGGGGACUUUGCUUUGACCUUGCUGCCUUGUGGGAAACAUGCCACUGUUUUACCUUCGUUGCCAGGUAUCUUGGGAUAGCCAUUGUCCUUAUUGUACUAAUGUGAAAACUGCACAGUCAAAGUCUGUAAGCCUUCCAAACCACCAGUAUAAUCUGCUCAACUGUGGUUGAAUGUGACAGAGAAAGUGACCCUGUAGAAGAGGAGGCAGAUACAAAUAUAUAUCUUUUCCAGAGGAUGUCAUGACCAAGACAAUUCAGCUGCUGUUAUGUGAGGUGGGAAGAUUUUAAGUAAGUUAUAUCCUGUCACUAGUAGAGGAAACCCUCCCAUUCUGAACCUUUAUCUCAGGUUUCUACAGUCCUCUUUCGAAAGUCUAAUAGUCUUUGGGAAUCAGACAAGACUAUUCACAAACCUUAACCCUUGUACCCGGGCUUCUUCUAGUCUUUCCCCUAUGUAUCUGGUGUUCAUCAACACAGUCUGCUUCCUAGAGUCUGUUUGAUCUUUUCCCUUUGGCCAGAGGAUUCUAAUAACUCUUCAUUCUUAAAUGCAGACUUGCCCAUCUUUUUCCAGGGAUUGCUUGGGUAUCUUCCUCUCCUUGGAUACCAGGAGAGCUUCCCUACCCAGCUUCUACUCUCUAAGUAAUCCUUCUUGCAGUGAGUCUAGGUAGCUCUUAUACCCUGAUUGUCCCAGGAGGUUGUGCUCUCUCUGGGGCCAUAAGUUCCCUAAAUGUCUGACCAUAAAUGCCUGAGUCCUACUAACAAGUAGGCUGGUGGCACCUGCUCUUAAGGGGACCAGCACACUGAAAUUUUCUGAGAGUAUAAUUAAAUACUUAUAAGAUCUCCCCAGAAGCACUGCACCUUCAAUUGACUUGUCUUCGGAGAAGGCUCAUAGACUGAACAUUGGGAACCACAUCAGGUGGGCAGGGUUGCUGUGCCCAUUAACAAUUGAUUCAGUAAUCUAAUCCUGCCAGGGAUUUAUGGAAGACCCCAGACUCUUGGAAGGUAGAUUAAUUGUACCACGUCCUGCCUUAAGGGUUUGGUUACUUACAUCAAGUAUCCAAGCCAGUCUUUCAUAGUUGGUUGUGCAACAAAGGAUUAAGUUAGAUAGCUCUGCCCCUGAGUAAUAAAGAAUGAUCGGAAACAUAUUCUUGGCUGGAAGUCAUAUUUAUCUGCCAUCAAACAGAUAAGUAGUAAACUAUCAUGAUCUCUUGAUUUGCUAUGACUUUUAUACCUUAGACAAGGUCAUUGCUUUGUUGACGUGCCUUCUACUUUUUUGGCACAUUUCUCAAAUAAUCCCUGAUAAACUCUAAAGAGUUAGUUAAGGGUGGAGUACAAGCCUUUAACUAGGUUUCUUUGCUUUAGUAAGAUCUCACUACGCUGCGUUAAAACAUUGUCCUUGUUUAAAAAGUUUAGAUGAAUACCUUGGACAGUCUUUCCUUGUUGUGGCUUUGGUGUGUUGAGCUAAAAUACCUGUAUCCUGGUCUUUGGUAAUCUUCUUUUGAUUACACAAAAGUAUGUAAAUAGAAUAAAUUUGAAAUCUUAGUUACAGAAGUCUGUUAAUGCUGUGAGUGCAAGCAUCCCAUUAAUGUGGACUUCUAUUGAGGCCGAAAUGUAUAAUUUUCAAAUUGUGAUUUUUUUCCUUAAUUUUAAGUUGAACAGCAAGAAACUAUGUAAAACAAAAUUGUUUAAGUAACAAUUCCAUAUUUGAUAACUAUCAUAUUUGUUAACACUGGUAGCUUUUGGCAGCCAACUCUUUCUUUAAUAUAAAGUCAUAUUGAUGAAUUUGUGGUAUUUCAUCUUUCUUUAACUCAAAUAUCCUUCAGCAAAGUUGCAGUAUUGUGUAGAAAUCUGUGAAGAUGGCUUAUUCUGUACAUUGUCAAAAAAUGUAACAAACUGCAGUCUUGUUUAAUCUUUCUGUUUUCAGUUAUGUUUCCUUAUGAAAGUGUCCGUUUUUUUUUUUUGUAGUAGAGCCCUGAAUAUGCUUUCCUGUGUCUUUUUGGGAAAGGCUAGCAAAGAAGUUUAAUUUUGAGAAAAUAAGUUUGGUACGGAACUACGACCAUAGAUUGAAAAAGCUAAAUAUGUAGUACAAUUCCAUCAAAUGUCAGUUUAUUUUCUAUCAUUGUGGAUUUGCAAAAUAUAUGUGGGGAAACAUGUCCUAUUCUCUUACCAAUUCUGUCAGAUUCACUGAUGUCCUCAACAACGGAUUAUGGCAUUGCCCAGCCCUAGCAAAAGGCAUAAGGCUGGUUUACACAUUUGUAUCUUUAUUAACAGCAGUAAUGGGAAACAGAAUUCAAUUGGAUUUUGAUAAAAUGUUGGUUUGAAAAGCUUCCCAGAUUGCUAAAUUUGAAAGCUACUGCUACAAUUUUUCUUUUUCAGACAAACUCCUUAAAAUAAAAGAAUAGAGGUUUGUGACAAUGCUCCCUUUGACAUAAGAUCCAACAGUACAUUUUCUCCAGAUAGCACUGAUUUCAAGUGGUAGUAUCAAAGUAAGAAAAUUCAAUGAAGGCUGCAUUCAAUCUUCAAUUAAGCUCAUUGUGCCCAGACAUUCCAUCUUACACAUUUUAAGACAAGCAAGGAUUUGGCACAGACAUCCUAUUUCAUGGCUACCAACAGCCUGCACCUUACUACCUUCUGUCUUCAGUACAAACCCACAGUGAUAGCAUGUGUGUGCAUUCAUUUGGCAUGCAAGUGGUCCAAUUGGGAGAUUCCUGUAUCGACGGAUGGAAAGCAUUGGUGGGAAUAUGUUGAUCCUUCAGUUACUCUGGAAUUGCUAGAUGAGCUCACACACGAGUUUCUGCAAAUAUUAGAGAAAACGCCUAGCAGACUGAAGAGGAUUCGUAAUUGGAGGGCUAAUCAGGCUGCUAAGAAACCGAAAGGAGAUGGACAGGUAUCUGAGAAUUCUCUUCUUGGUUCAUCUUUGGUCCAGAAUUCCAUUUUGGUGGAUACUGUUACUGGUGUAUCUGCCAACACAAGCUUCCAAAAAUCAUCCACAACGACCUUUCCUCCACCAGUACCUCUGAACUCAGGGAGUAUGUCUGUUCAACACAGUCAUGCACCUGAAAACUUGGCAAUAUUAGCUACAGGAAUGCCAAGUACCUCAUAUAGUUUGGCAUCACACCAGGAAUGGCCUCAACAUCAAGAACAAACAAGGACCGAACAAAUAUAUUCUCAGAAACAGGAAACUACGUUAACUGGUAGUCAAUAUAAUCUGAACUUCCAGUCAGGAACUUCUGUACAAUUGCAUUCUGGGUUACAUCACAGAUCUGACAAACUUACUGAGCAUUCCACUGGUAAACAAGACUAUGCUCACAAGUCAGGAAACAAACACCAUGGACAGGUUGCUGCUCCUAUAAUUCCUCAGAAAAUGUCCUUGGAUAAAUACAGAGAAAAACGCAAACUAGAAACCCUUGAACUGGAUGUAAGGGAACAUUAUGUAACUACCCAAGUAGAACAGCAACAUAAAAAGCACAUCCAACCACAAGCAGCCAGUAGCAGUUCUGUUACUUCCCCUAUUAAAAUGAAAAUUCCUGUUGCAAAUGCAGAGAAACCAGAAAAACAUUUGUCUGAUAAAAAAGAAAAGAGUGGAUCACUCAAACUGCGAAUACCAAUCCCACCUACAGAAAAGAGUUCCAGUAAAGAAGAUCUGAAAAUGAAAAUUAAAGUUUCUUCAGAAAGACACAGCUCAUCGGAUGAGGGCAGUGGAAAAAGCAAACACUCAAGUCCACAUGUUAGCAAAGAUAAUAAAGAAAAGCACAAAGAACAUUCUUCAAAUCGCCAUCACAGUAGCAGUCACAAGCAUUCACAUAGUGGUGGCAGUAGUAGUGGCGGCAGUAAACAUAGCACUGAUGGAAUAACACCAACUGUUUUGAGGAGUCCUGUUGGCCUGAGUAGUGAUGGUAAUUCCUCUAGUUCCGGCUCUUCAAGGAAGAAGUUGCACAGCAAUGAUGCUUCUCACAACCACCACUCCAAAUUGAGCAAAAGUUCCAAAAGUUCAGGUAGUUCAUCUAGUUCUUCCUCCUCUGUUAAGCAGUAUGUAUCCUCUCACAACUCUGUUUUUAACCUUCCCUUACCCCCUCCUCCCCCUGUCACAUACCAGGUGGGCUACGGACAUCUCAGCACCCUCGUGAAACUGGACAAGAAGCCAGUGGAGAACGGUCCUGAUGCCAAUCACGAGUACAGUACAAACAGCCAGCAUAUGGACUACAAAGAUACAUUCGACAUGCUGGAUUCGCUGUUAAGUGCCCAAGGAAUGAACAUGUAAUCAAUUGUUUAGGUCACUUUUCUUUACUUUUUUAAUUUAAGAAUUGUUAGAAUGGAAAACUUCUCUAGCAGUAGCAACACCAGCUGUUGUUGCCAUGGUUUCAGUAUAUGUAAGUGCUGCUUUUAUCCGUCACUCUGAAAAGAAGAGGUAUAGUAAACAAGUCUUUAUCUCCACAUACAAUAGUGUUAUAAAUACUGUAAUAGCAUGGAAGGUGCAAAAAUCUCAGUAUUUCUACAACUGCAGCUAAGAACAGUAGAAUGAUCAUCUGCUUUUAGGUGUCUAGAAUGCCUCAAGCAUUGAUUAUUUAUAAUUUUGAAUACUGCAGCCACCAUUUUUGUUGCUUAGCUUUUGAAUGAGUGUAAUUGUUUCCUUGUGUAUUUAUACUGUAUGUAUGAUUUGCAUGUUUCAAAGAUAAAGGGAUUAAAAACAGUAUACUGACAACUGUUUACAAGAAAGUGGAGAAAAAUGUACAUACAUUUUUGUAUGUUUAGAUAUACCAUAAAUACUCAGGAUUGGAGCUGCUUGUAAGUAUAACAAAAUAUACAUAACUUUAUUUUAUCUUGUGUCAGAGUCCAUCAGUAAUCUAAACAAAGGUGACGCUUUGUCAUGUUUAUCUUGAACUGUAGGCCUUAUUGGAAGCUGCUUAAAAGGGCACUUCACUAGAGUGGGUAAUCUAGUACCAUGUAUGGUCAUCCACGGGAGAGCAUCACCAAUGAGGCAAUAAAGGAGUUUGGGCCUCAGUUUGCUGAUUGUGACCAGAUUGACUGCUGAAAUGCGCCCCAAGCUUUCUGAAGGAAAAAAGAAUAAAGUUUACAUAAUCUUUUGAUGUGAAGUGCAUUUAAAUGUUUAUUGGCUUGAUGCAGUAAUAUAGGCAGAGCUGUUACUUAAUGAUUACGUAGAUUAAUGUGAGUUAAGAACUGAAAUUCAUAAAAACUUAUAGUGAAAAAUUAGUAAGUUGUUUUUUAAACUUUAAUACCAUAAGUUAUUUUAAUAGUAAACAGGGAUCACUGUUUCCAUUACCAUUUCAGAAUAAGAGCCAUGUUCUGAAUUCCAAAAAGUGUAUUUGUGUGUGAUGCCAUAUUUCUUUUACAGGUGAGAAUGCAGUCUUCACAAUAAAUAAGAGUAAAACUAUGAUAUCCCAACUUUCCUUUAUAUUCCAACAAUAAAAUAGUUACCACUGAUUCUCUGUGCAUUGUACUUGUGAUUAGUUACAAAAUUGGAGGUUACUUGUUUUGUUUUUAGCUCUGUGAAAAAUCACUCUCCAAUGAAACCACUAGUAUACACUUUAUCUGUCUGCAAGUGUCAUAAUAUGGCUUGUGUACUGUUUGCACAGUCUUCUGCCUUUUUAGAAGAAAUGAGAGACUUGAGUGUUUAUACAUCAUUUUUGUUGAAAGCCAAUACUACAGUUCCGUUUUACCAGCUGACAAUUAACUAAUUUUAUGGCUGCGCUUAAAAUCAUUAAUAAGCUGUGAAUGAAUUCAACAUAUAUUCAGUAUAAGGUAGCAAAAGCUGGUUCCUAGUGACUGUUUUGAUUUUUUUUUAAAUAUAUAAGAAGUGAAGUUUUGCUAAAUCCCCUGCACAUGCAGUUAGUACUCAGUGUAACUGGUUGUAAACACUUCAGAAUUUUAAUCUGAAGCUUAGCCCUUUAGUUCCAUUAUUAAAUGAAGUGCUUUAAACUACAAAAUUGUUCAGUACCUACCAGUUUGUAGUUGCUAUAUUAUGUAACUACAGGUAUAUCAAUUACUAUGUAAUACUCAGUUUCCAGUAAUGCAAAAGCUUGUAACUAAGUUUUAUUUGAACAAUGGAUACUACUUUGUACAUCUAAACAUUUUAAAUUGAAAAACAGAAUAAUGUGUCUAGGUCCACAUUUAGCCUUUGCCCAUGGAUAUACAGGAUACAAAACUUUACCCUUAACUGCUUUGAAUUUUUCUACAUUCAAAAAAAUAUACUUCAACAUUAUUACACUUGUUUCACAUUGUUGGAUAUGUUCUAACCCUUUGAAUAGUCUCUCCUCUCCACCUCAGCACUAAGUCUGAAGAAUUGUUGACAAAUGUAAGCAAUGUAAACUGUGCUAAACUAAUAUGCAGAGAUAGAAGAUAAAAUAAUAGUAAAUUGUGUUAAAAUACUCUUUACAAAGUAUCACAAUAUUUGCUUGUAAGCCUGUUAAAUAGCUGUACCAUGAAAUGCAUCUUAUGCAUACAAUGUGGAUACCGUAAUAUAUUGUACUAUAAAUAUAGCAUCUAAUGUUAUAACUUGGAGAAGAAAUGCCAGGCAGGUAACUGGUGAUGGUUAAAAGCAAAUGGAAAAAGGCCAGAGAUCUUCAUUUGAGGUGAUGACUUACACAAGUCAUUCACGUUGAUUCCAGGGGGUUGUGAAAUUACAUUGACAAAGGGUUGCUAUUCUAGGUUAAUGAGAAACCAUUAUUUCAAUUUCUUUGUAAAGAAUAUCAACAAAUAAGAUUAUUUUUAGUUUGCAUUAUAAUUGUGUAAAUAUGUAAAUCUGUACUGAAGUCUUGCUCUCUGAGAUUAGAGUUGACAUGGUGGAUAUGGGGGGUGGGGAACAGCAAGAUAUCACUAAUUCACACUGACUGAAACCCAUUGCAAAUUACUGAACUUUGAAUUACAGCAUGUUCCAACUGUUUACGGGAUCAGCAUUGGUCCCAUAAGUGAAUGAAUAAAUGCAAUAAAAAAGCUAAUACGCCACAAUGUACUUUGUUCACUUUGAUUAUAGUUUUGUUACUGUUUUGAGUGAAUUUAAUAGAAAAUACACUAUGUAUUUUGUAAAAAUGAAGUCUUAAUUCUGAAACCUCACUACAGUGCUCAGCUAUUAAAUCUCAUCAUUUUUGUGAUA
Chrysemys picta bellii (western painted turtle) is the source of this 9804-nucleotide messenger RNA. It is a transcript of the gene CCNT2, whose product is annotated as cyclin T2. The record is from RefSeq and is a predicted model, not a curated record. Lineage: Eukaryota; Metazoa; Chordata; Testudines; Emydidae. Gene Ontology annotation, biological process: positive regulation of DNA-templated transcription, elongation; regulation of transcription by RNA polymerase II. Gene Ontology annotation, cellular component: nucleus; cyclin/CDK positive transcription elongation factor complex. Gene Ontology annotation, molecular function: cyclin-dependent protein serine/threonine kinase activator activity.